CCUCACUCAUUUUUUUUUAUCUGUGGUAAAAAAAGUACCAAAAUUUCCAAAAGCAGCAAGACAACGUGAUGCAAGAAUUUUGAUCAAAUUAUAGAAAAUUAUAAAUAAAUUGAAAAGAACGUCAUUGUCAGCACCUGCACCGUAUUUUUAUUGCGACGCUAAUAUUAUUUUUCCAACGGCAUGAUGGUGGAAGGCUCAGCAUUUACUCGGAACGAUGUGUUCCAAAUGGCAAUACGUGUUGCAUUUGUAUCUGCAGUUACAUAUUUCUCGAUAAAGUGGCUAGUGAAUCAAAUUGACCCAACUUCGAAGAGUCGGAAGAAGGCUGAAGAAAGAGCUAGGGAACAGUUACGCAAGGUAUCUUGCAGAGCCGGCCUCAGUGGGAACCAGGCAUUGGCGUUGGACAAACUCACAGACCAUGAGAUGAUUAUCGCCUCACAGCUCGUUGUGCCAGAUGAGAUUAAUGUUAGCUGGAAAGACAUAGCUGGGCUGGACAACCUGAUCCAGGAGCUGCGUGAAACAGUGAUCUUACCGAUACAGAAGCGAGACCUGUUCGCCGAUAGCAGACUAACGCAGCCACCCAAGGGCGUGUUGCUGCAUGGACCUCCAGGGUGCGGCAAAACGCUCAUAGCUAAGGCGACCGCCAAGGAAGCCAACAUGAGCUUCAUAAAUCUGGACGUGUCUCUGCUCACCGACAAGUGGUAUGGUGAAACCCAGAAACUGGCAGCUGCUGUGUUCAGUCUGGCUGUCAAACUGCAGCCUUGCAUCGUGUUCAUAGAUGAAAUCGAAUCGUUUCUGCGCACGCGCACGGCGCACGAUCAUGAAGCAACGGCGAUGAUGAAGACACAGUUCAUGUCAUUAUGGGACGGACUCAUCACCGACCCCUCCUGCACCGUCAUCAUUAUGGGUGCGACGAAUCGCCCCCAAGACUUGGACAAGGCGAUCCAACGCCGUAUGCCGGCUACCUUCCACGUGCCCAUGCCCAGCGAGACCCAACGCGACCGCAUAUUGAGGCUGAUACUGCACGCGGAGCCCACGGCGCAAGACAUCGACUACAAGCGGCUGGCUAGUUGUACGGAAGGAUUCUCGGGCUCAGAUCUGCACGAACUAUGUCGCCAGGCAGCCGUUUAUCGCGUAAGAGAUCUAGCGCGACAGGAGAUGAAGCAAGACGAACAGAACAAAGCUUCACAAAAGUCGAACCAUUCGGAUUCGGAAGACGAAUACGUCGACGCCGUACGACCGAUCACUAUGGAUGAUCUCAGGAUGUCCCUCAGCAAGCUCAAAGAGUCGAAAAUCCAAUGCGGCGCUCUCCCACCCAGUAUGCGAUUAGACCUAGAUUAGACGCUUCGAUACAAGCGAACAUGGACUUUACGUGACUGCACUCGCAUCGUGACAUCGGUUGUGAGUAGAAUCUUCAUUGAUGAACUCAUAAUUUAGUAUUGUUCUAUCAUUAGUAACGUUACGAUGCUCUUAACGCCAUGAAAUAGAGUGCAUUUUUCUCAAUUCACUAGCGUUCAUGACGAGAAAAUUAUAGGAAAUGGCAGCUUUAUUAUUUUUUAUUAAAUUGUUUUAUACAACUUUGAUGUAGCACAAUACAUAAUAAUAUCUUUUUUUUUGUCUGCGUGUAAUAGUAACAUUUAACUUGUGGUAUAAAGUACUAGCUACCAGAUUUUAGGCUACCAUAAUCGAUAUUGUACUUUAUAUCAUGCGCUUUACGGUUUAAAUUACGAGCAAACGCGAGACUUGAUGUCGCCAUAAUAAUAUCUGAGGUUCCGAAUUCGGCUCCCGGUCGUUUUAAAAUUGAAAAGUGUCUGUUUUCUCGAAUUCUGGUGGUUUAGCUACUUCAGCUAUUAGUUGUUACUAUAUUUAUAUGAAAUAAUAAAAUAGUCGAAGUGAUAAAAGUUACAGAGAAGCUGAUAUUUUGUAGAUUGUUCUUGAAAAAUUGAAAAUACUUAUUUACAGAGGACAAAAUUAUAACCUCUUAAAAAAAAUCAUCCAACCCAUUUCAUGUCUUAUACUUUAUUAUUUAUCUCUGUUUUCUGAAUGUCAUUCAUCAUAGGAAAACUGUUUAGCAUUCUCAUCUAUUCAAGUGUUAAAACUUAGAAAAGUAAACAAACGCAGUUGCUACUAGUGUUAAAGAAAAAUUUAAAAUAUUACACUGUUAAAUAACUUUUUUUGCAAAUGGGUGAAAUAAACCAUUUAUUACGGAAAAAUCAAGUAUAUUCGGGUACAUAUUUUUUAUAGAAAUUGAUUUGCUAUCAGAUAAAAAACAACAUUAGUACUACUAUGGUGUAAUUAUAUUUGAGAAAAUUAUAUAUUUAUAUUAUUAUUAUAAAGAGGAAAGAUUUGACUGUUUGUUUGUUUGUAUUGAAAAGGCUCCGAAACUUCUGGCCCGAUAUGAAAAAUUCUUAUUGUAUACUCCCAAAUGGAACAUUUUACCCGUUUUUGCAACAUUUUACAUCGAUACUCCGCUCCUACUGGUCGCAGCGUAAUAUUAUCUAGCCUUAAGCCUUCCUCAAUAAAUGCACUAUCUAACACAAAAAGUUUUUUUCAAAUCGGACCAUUAGUUCGUGAGAAUUGCGCGUUCAUCCAAAAAAAUGGUGCAUCCGGUACAACGGGUCCUAAACUACGCAACAAAAUUUCACCAUCAGUUAAAUAUUUUUUCAUGGAAGGUUUAUAAUUAUAUAAAGAAAUUCAUUGUGUAUAAUACAAGCCUGAGAACAAUAACUAUAGUCUACACUACAGCUCUACACCGAAGCGAAGCGAGGGCGGGCC
Messenger RNA from Chilo suppressalis (striped riceborer), 2772 nucleotides. Lineage: Eukaryota; Metazoa; Arthropoda; Insecta; Lepidoptera; Crambidae. The record is from the annotation of a GenBank genome assembly.